This is a messenger RNA of Phalaenopsis equestris, 1190 nucleotides long. Its product is annotated as deSI-like protein At4g17486. NCBI's taxonomy places the organism in Eukaryota, Viridiplantae, Streptophyta, Magnoliopsida, Asparagales, Orchidaceae. The record is from RefSeq and is a predicted model, not a curated record. The transcript is spliced from 4 exons. Bases 197 to 919 code for a protein of 240 amino acids. Gene Ontology annotation, molecular function: deubiquitinase activity. Gene Ontology annotation, biological process: protein deubiquitination.
CUCUCAGCAUUUUAUGUCCCUCUCUUGUACAAGUUGCGUUCUCUUGUAGAGUUGUGGGGUUGCGGUUUAACCGUUUUGCCGGUUGUCGCCUCGAUGCUCUUCAAUAAAUAGGGUUUUAGCCGCCGCAAUGGCGGGCGGCGGAGUGUGGAGAGGCUGCAUUCGGGCUAGGUGAAGUCGUUCUUUUCCGAAUGGGAACAUGAAAUCAGGUUUGAAAAAGAGUUGGAAGUCCCUUAUGCCACAUCAAGCAGGUAGAAAAUCAACUACUGGAUUUUGCAUGUUCUUGAACAUGAAAGUUCGUUCAGAUGGUCAAAAAUCAGGGAAUACACCUGUUUAUCUGAACGUAUAUGAUCUGACACCCUUGAAUGGAUACGUUCACUGGGCAGGCCUUGGUAUAUUUCACUCCGGGGUUGAGGUUCAUGGAGUGGAGUAUGCAUUUGGGGCGCUUGAUUGCUCGGCAAGUGGGGUCUUUGAGGUUGAACCUCGACAAUGCCUAGGCUACACGUUUAGGAAGUCUAUAUUUAUUGGAACAACAUGUCUGGAUCCAAUUCAAGCCAGAGUGUUCAUGGAACAUCAGUCUCUAACCUACAGGGGUGAUACUUAUCAUUUAAUUUUUAAUAACUGCAAUCAUUUCUCCAAGGAUAUGUGUUGUAAAUUGACUGGAAACCCAAUUCCAAAAUGGGUGAAUCGGCUUGCUAAGAUAGCUUCCUUCUGUACCUGUCUCCUUCCUGAGGCCCUUGGGGUUUCCGGCAUCCGUAAAGAUUCUAAUGUCGCAGAUGAUGAGAAAAGGAGGCUCAGAAGCUCUUUCACUUCUCUACCUCCAGUAUCUGUGCAUCAGAGGGAGUUAUCUUCUUCCUCUCUGGACUUUCUUCCUCCAUUUGAGUUCAGAAGGUCCAGCCAAAUCCCUAUUAAGGGAAGAUGAAUAUGAGUAAAAUUCUUCCCCAUUAAUCCUCUGGUCUCAGCUGCUGUUGUUUUAUUUACAUUGUAUCAUGUUGUUAUACUAUUCCUCCCUUAAUGAUCCCCUAAAAUUUAGGGUCAAGAUAUUCUGAUCAAAAUUUGAUCAGGGUGGAUUUUAAAAUCAUUGAAUUUAUUUUUUGAUUAGUAUAAGACAAAUCAUUUCAUAUAUUGCACUCAUUUUAAAACUGAUACAAUGAUUUUAGAAUUUAUCUUGAUCAAAAUUUUAUCAACACUAA